AUGCCUCCAGAUGAGAGUGUCGGUCCAAUCUGGCUCGGUGUGUCAUCAAGUCUACUGGUCGCCCUCCUCGUCACCACCGCCCUUCGUCUAUGGGCUCGCGCCGGACGCCGGAAUCUGGGAUGGGACGACUACACCAUUGCUGCCGCGGCCCUUUCGGCGACAGUAAGGUAUGCUUUCGGCGUCAUGCAGCUGCCUCAUGGCAACGGGAGACACCGCGUGUACUUGACCAAUCACGAGUACAUGAUGAUCAACAUGUAUGGGUGGUGGGGGCAGUUGUUCCACUUCACAUCGAUGGCUUUCUUGAAGGUGUCUCUAGCUCUGUUGAUUCUCCGGAUCAAGAGCAACAGGACCCUCAAGAUCUUGUUGUAUGCUGUCAUUGUGGGCUCACUGAUCAUCAACUUUGGGGUCGUCAUUAUCCUGUUGGCUGAGUGCCGUCCAGCAGGAUUCUGGAGGGGUAAAGAUUCCGACUGCUGGCCCAACACGAUUCGAAUCUAUGCAAUAUGGGUUUCCAUAGGUACGAUUUGCCCCCUUACCCGCGCCUUGACACCAUUUCCCGUUCAAAAGAGACUCAGUCUUUCCUACCUCGCAUUGCUGACGGACCUGGUGGUAGCGUACUCCGUUGUGACAGACUUUUUCUGUUCUCUCCUUCCCCUCACAGUAGUCUGGAAGGUGAAAAUAGCUUUACAGAGAAAGAUUAUGAUUACCGGCUUGAUGAGUCUAGGCCUUGUCGCAACAUCCUUCGGCAUCGUACGUGCCAAAUCUCUAGGCGUGUCCGAAGCCGAUCUUAGUUGGGAUUUCUGUAUCACUGCCAUCUGGUCCAACCUCGAACUGUUUCUCGGAAUAUCCGCCGCAAACAUAGCCCUCUCGCGAGCUGUGUACACUUAUUUCUUUUCACCAAGCAGCGAGUCGAGACCGUCGGACCACUCCGGCCCGUCUAGCAAUGGUUAUUUUCACAGUGGACUACGAUCAGACCGUUUCGAAAUUCCAGCCACAAUGGUUAGCUCAGGCCGACGGCGUGGCUCGGCGACAAGGAGUUCAAAUAGCGAUAUCCCUUUGGAGCCUGGGAUUCAGAAGAAGACGGAGUUCUGGUGGAGAGAAGACGGGAGCCCGCAGAGAACGCCAGAAUCAGUGCAGUGA
Molecule: messenger RNA, 1137 nt
Organism: Colletotrichum higginsianum IMI 349063
Lineage: Eukaryota; Fungi; Ascomycota; Sordariomycetes; Glomerellales; Glomerellaceae
Product: Integral membrane protein
Exons: 3
Coding region: 1-1137 (378 amino acids)
Source: RefSeq, a predicted model, not a curated record